AAAAAACUUUCCUUUACUCGCAGACUAACUUUACUGUUUAUGUUCUGUCUCGCCCAAUUCUUAGAUGGCUUCAGUAACUCAGCUCUCUUCUCCGCAGUCCCUGUACUCGAGGUAUCCAUGGGUAUGACUGAAAGUCAAUCCACUUGGAUCAUGAGUGCAUUCCAGUUGACCUUCGCAUCUUUUCUGCUCAUCGUGCGUGCUCAUCCUAUUGAUUUUGACCUUGCACUUCAACUGUCAGAUAGUGACAUUAAUGGGCUUGCAGAAAUUGCGUUCGUUGGGGGUGUAUCCGGUCUUGGUAUCAUCUCGUUGUGCGCUGGAUUUGUCCAUGAUACUAUUCCGCUCAUCGUUCUCAGAGCGUUGACUGGAAUAGCUUCCUCGAUGACAAUCCCCUCUGCUUUAACGCUCCUGGUCAAUGUAUUUCCAGAACCGCUUGAACAAGCUCGCGCAAUAGCGAUAUUUGGAGGCUGCGGCGGCGUCGCUAACGUCCUCGGUCUCAUAAUUGGUGCAAUGUUGGUGCAAUGGGCAUCUUACCAUUGGGUGUUCUGGUUUAUAGCUAGCGUGGCUGUGCCAGCGGCUCUGGCAUGUGUCUUCAUCAUACCGCCAGAAAUUUCAAACACCAAAGACAAUGUUGAGCCUGGAGCAGCGAAAUGGAAAAGCCUUGACUUACUCGGCGUGACCAUUCUAACUGUUGCCCUAAUUCUGUUCAUCUUCGCUGUGACAUCCGGCUCCACUGAUGGCUGGGCAUCUGCAGAAGUGCUUGUCCCGUUGAUCAUAUCAAUCUUGAUGGUGAUCGGGUUUUUCUAUUGGGAAACACGCAUACAUGUGGACACAGCUGCAAUACCACCUCGGACAUGGUUCUACAACAAUUUCUCGAUUCUUUUUGCCGUUGCGCUCUUGCCACUCCUUUGGUGGUUCACAGUGCUUAUGAUUUUUAGCACCCUGUGGCAAAACGUAUUUGAGUGGUCGGCAGUAUCAUCGGCUGUACACAUGCUCCCGAUCGGCGUCGCAGCCUUCGUUAUGAGUUUCACCGGAUCGCUGUCUCGGAUCAUCAGUCCGAAAUGGAUUAUUCUGACAGGCAUGUCUUUUUGCAUGGUCGCGACCUUAUUGCUGGCGCUUGGUGGGGGAAAACCUGAGGACUAUUGGCCAUACAUAUUCCCAGCUUUUUCUCUAGGGAGCGCAGGGGUCAUGCUGACGUAUACGCACACAAACAUUGCUAUAUUUCAAGCCGCACCUUCGUCCAUGGCAGGCACAGUUGGUGCCAUCUUUAACGGCGGUCUUCAAUUUGGAUCAGCGAUUGGCCUCGCUGGUGUCAGCUCAAUAGAGACAUCCGUGGAGGCCAUCCAUGGGGGCUCACAUGAGUAUAAAGGACGAGCCGCAGUAUUUUGGUUCCUCUUGACAGUUGUCUCUAUUCAGUUCAUUUCAGUAUCAAUAUUCUAUGACCGCAGCACGGACCACACACCCCAACCAGACCACGGCGACCCCGGAAAUCCUGCUCGACGGAGCACGGACUCUGACAAAAAGCUUAACGACGCGAACGUGACCAUGAUCGAAAAAGCUGACCUAGCGAAUCUGCCGGUGUAG
Suillus discolor is the source of this 1581-nucleotide messenger RNA. Its product is annotated as major facilitator superfamily domain-containing protein. The record is from RefSeq and is a predicted model, not a curated record. The coding region runs from base 40 to 1581 and encodes 513 amino acids. Gene Ontology annotation, biological process: transmembrane transport. The transcript is spliced from 8 exons. Lineage: Eukaryota; Fungi; Basidiomycota; Agaricomycetes; Boletales; Suillaceae. Gene Ontology annotation, cellular component: membrane. Gene Ontology annotation, molecular function: transmembrane transporter activity.